AGAUAAGGAAACAGGAACUAAACCUGUACUGUGACCUAUCAACGCGGAAUACGAAACAAGAGUUGCGAGGUUCAGGGGUUGUGUCAGCUGUGCUUUUUUCUUACAGAUAGGACUCUGAAUGGAACCAACUAAUCUGCAGAAAGCUAUUGCUGUUGCUCAGAAAGCUUCAGAAGAAGAUCAGGCUGGAAAUUAUGAGGAAGCCAUUCGAUCCUACCAGCAUGCAGUCAAGUAUUUUCUCCACAUUUUGAAACGUGAACCUCAAGGUAAAGAUGGAAAUCAGAAGAUUAGAGAUAAAUGUAAACUGUAUUUGGACAGAGUGGAGGAACUGCAAGACUACCUGGCAAAUAAAGAGAAAGCCAUUGAUCUGGCCGGCAAGGCUGCACAGGAGGACAAAAAUCAAAACUAUGAAGAGGCUCUUCGACUCUACCAAGCAGCUGUCCAGUAUUUCCUUCAUGUCGUGAAAUAUGAAGCCCAGGGAGACAAAGCUAAACAGAGCAUUCGGGCAAAGUGUGCCGAAUACCUGGACAGGGCAGAGAAGUUGAAGGAGUAUCUGAAGAAGAAGGAGAAAGCUCCUCCUGCCAAGCCUGUCAAAGAAUCUCAAUCUGACGACAAAGGGAAUGAAAGCGAUGAAGGAGAUGAUCCAGAGAAAAAGAAGUUUCAAAACCAGCUGUCAGGUGCAAUCGUCAUGGAGAAGCCAAACAUAAAAUGGAACGAUGUUGCUGGUUUAGAAGGAGCCAAAGAGGCUCUGAAAGAAGCAGUUAUUCUUCCAAUCAAAUUCCCCCACCUUUUCACAGGAAAGAGAACUCCAUGGAGGGGGAUCUUGCUCUUUGGGCCUCCAGGUACAGGAAAGUCCUACCUGGCUAAAGCUGUUGCAACAGAGGCGAACAACUCCACCUUUUUCUCGAUUUCAUCGUCUGAUCUCGUUUCCAAAUGGCUAGGAGAGAGUGAAAAGUUGGUGAAGAACCUUUUCAGCCUUGCAAGAGAACACAAGCCUUCCAUUAUCUUCAUAGAUGAAAUAGAUUCCCUGUGUGGUUCAAGAAGUGAGAACGAAAGCGAAGCUGCUCGUCGUAUUAAAACAGAGUUCCUGGUUCAGAUGCAGGGCGUGGGGAAUGACAAUGAGGGAGUGCUGGUUCUCGGGGCAACAAACAUCCCUUGGACUCUAGACUCUGCCAUCAGAAGACGAUUUGAGAAGAGGAUCUACAUCCCUCUGCCAGAAGAGCACGCCCGCUCCUUCAUGUUCAAGCUCCAUCUAGGCUCCACCCCCAACAGCCUCUCAGAGUCCGACUUCGCCACGCUGGGCAAGAAGACGAAUGGCUACUCGGGGGCAGAUAUCAGCAUCAUCGUCAGAGACGCUCUGAUGCAGCCUGUGCGGAAGGUCCAGUCAGCAACGCACUUCAAACGGGUGCGGGGGCCAUCAAGAGACGACCCCAACGUUGUUGUUGACGACCUACUGACCCCGUGUUCACCUGGGGAUCCAAAUGCUAUUGAGAUGACCUGGAUGGAGGUUCCUGGAGAGAAGUUAUUGGAACCAGUUGUGUGCAUGGCUGACAUGUUGAGGUCUCAGUCCAACACAAAGCCAACCGUCAACGAACAAGAUCUGGAGAAACUGAAAAAAUUCACAGAAGACUUUGGACAAGAGGGCUAGACCGAGUACCGAGGCCAAACCAAAGCAAAGACGUCGUUUUGUCUCUUUACUGUGCGUGUCCUCCUUUUCUCCGUCUCAUUUUAGCCACUCUCUAAGCCUCAUAGAUGAUCUAAAUAGGCAAAAUGUGUUUCCGGUUUUGGCUAUUUGAUAACCACACCAAGGGUGGGAGACAUGGUUUUAUUUAGUCCCUUAUGUCCAAAGAAAAUAACAAAAUUGCAUAUUUAUGUUUCGGCAUGAUAAGAGUUUGCACCAUAUUGGAAACCUUAGAGCUUUGUCUGCCUUGAGCACUAAAUAUUAUUUAUUUGAUUUAGAAACAAAAACAGAGAUUUAAUGACACAAAUAUAGCAAGAAAGUUAUUGUUCAAUUCUUUACAUCCCAGCAGGUCAAUAAACCAUCUUGUCUAUUUUUAAGAGUCAUUUUAUAGGAUAUAAAUGCCUAUACAUUAACCAAUGUGUGAGAAAUAACAGGAUUUCAGCAAAUUUGUCUCCAACUGGACAGAAUCUUCAUACUCAGGACGAGUGUUUGAACAGACUUUAAAAUCUUCAUCCACUUUCCAAACCAAUGAAAUGUUUACUUUUUCUCCAUUAAACACAGCCCUUAUAAUGGGGUCAUUGGUGGUCGCUGACCAGCGUUAUUUUCCCGCUUCACAGGGAUCUAAUUACUUAAAAUUGUAUUUUUGUUCUCCACGACCUACUCUACCUAUUUUCUCAUAUUUGAAGGCUUCGCUGUUUAUAUAAUUAAACGGCAAAACUGCCUCACAUUUAAACAAGUCAGUUUUGUUCAUGGUUUGACUCUGAUGGCUCGGGUUGCAAGACAUUUUUUUUAAACAACGGCAUACAUCUUUAAUAAUUUAAGUAGACAAAAAAGACCGUGUGCACCAUGUGCCUUCUAGAAAAGCUGCGUGGUUUUGGUUUAUUUUUUAAAUUAAUCAAAAUAUCAAGUGCUUUGUCACUACAACUAAGGAAUGUACUGUACUUGUACAUUUCGUGUUAACUCUUAGACUGUAUUUAGCUGUACCUCUGGUCUUUGGAUGUAUGAACUUGUCUCCUGCAAAUUUUUUAAGGGCAAUGUUUCAUUUUAUUGUAUAUGUCUACACAUGUAUGUAGCCAACUCUUGAGCCUUUUGCUUUGAGAAGAGGCAACUUAUGCAUUCUGAUUUCUGUUUUUCACUUCCUCUGUGUAAAUAAAAGUUAAAGCUAUGUCA
This is a messenger RNA of Oryzias melastigma (Indian medaka), 2848 nucleotides long. It is a transcript of the gene vps4b, whose product is annotated as vacuolar protein sorting 4 homolog B. The transcript is spliced from 13 exons. Gene Ontology annotation, molecular function: ATP binding; ATP hydrolysis activity. Gene Ontology annotation, biological process: vacuole organization; endosomal transport. The record is from RefSeq and is a predicted model, not a curated record. NCBI's taxonomy places the organism in Eukaryota, Metazoa, Chordata, Actinopteri, Beloniformes, Adrianichthyidae. Bases 119 to 1645 code for a protein of 508 amino acids.